AUGAUGAUAGUACCACUAAUAUUUUUACAGUCCUUAAGCUCCUUACUCCUUCUGGGUAAAAAAGCAUAGCUCUUAGGCCACGGAUUAGAAAAAAAAAUUAUAAUAUAAGCAUUUACAACACAAAUUUUUCAAUAUGAUUUUAAUAAACUUUCAAAAGAGGUCAGAUAUUCUUAAGAGAAAUUAGGAGUUUUUAGAAGCCUAACCAUUGGAACAAAUUUUCAUAAUACAGGUAGAUCUUCAGAUUUUGUAUAUGCGCUCAUUUCUAAUAUAAAAGUUUAUCCUGGCUUCCAAUUGUGAAUAAAAUUUGACAGGAUUUUUCAAUCCAUGAAUAGCUGAACCCACAGAAUUGGACAUUAUUAA
This is a messenger RNA of Blepharisma stoltei, 360 nucleotides long. NCBI's taxonomy places the organism in Eukaryota, Ciliophora, Heterotrichea, Heterotrichida, Blepharismidae. The record is from the annotation of a GenBank genome assembly.